AUGCCGUCGGGGGGAUGUCGGCCGCGGGGCCGUCGGGCGGCGGGAGGGUGGGCGCCGUGCUUGGCCCUGGCGCUGGGAUGGGCGCUGGGGUGGGCUCUGGGUGCCGCCCCCCCCCACCGCUGCCGCCCCGACGCCGCGCUGCUGCCGCCGCCGCUGCGCCGCCUGGCGGGGGCCGCGCUGCUGCGCGCGGCCGUCCCGCGCCUCCGCGGCGGCUGGAGCCCGUGUCAGCUCUACCGGUACCGCGGCACCGCCACCGGCCCCGCGCGGCCCAACGGCACCGGGCCCUGCACACGCGGCUGGCACUAUGCCCUGCCCACCGCCGGCCUCCGCUCCAACCUCGUCACACAGUGGGACCUGGUGUGCCACUCGCGCUGGAAGGUGCCCCUGGAGCAGACCACGCACUUGCUGGGCUGGACGCUGGGCAGCAUCACCGCCGGCCUGGCCUGUGACAGGUUCGGCCGCCGGACGGCCUUCGUGGUGUCCCUGGUGCUCGCCGUGCCACUCGGGCUGUGCGUGGCUCUGGCCGCGGACUUCACCAUGGUCCUGGUGUCACGGCUGCUCUUCGGGGCCGCGCUCGCGGGCGCCUUUCUCUCUCUCUAUGUGGCACGGCUGGAGAUGUGCGACCCCCCGCACCGGCUGGGUGUGACUAUAGUGGCCAGCUUCUUCUGGAUCGCUGGGGAGUUGCUGCUGCCGGGGCUGGCGGUGCUGUGCCGUGACUGGCGGGUGCUGCAGGGCGCUGUCACCAUGAUCCUGGCUCUGCUGGCUGCCUUCUGGUGGUGCCCGGCACUGCUGCUGGAGUCCCCGCGCUGGCUGCUGGCCACACGGCAGCUGGAGAGGGCCAGGAAGACCCUGCAAGCGCUGGCCGAAGGCAACGGCUCUGAUCACAGCUCCUGCCACCAGCAGAGCCUCUGCACCGAGCUGCAGUCUCUGUCCGAGGGGUCCCCGCAGCCCCGGUACCACGUUGUCUGUGAGAUCUUCGGCACCAGGGUCAUCUGGAAGAACAGCGUCAUCCUCGGCUUCACAGCGUUCAUCGGCUCCGGCAUCCGCCACUGCUUCACCCGCAACAUGGCCCCCCACCUGCCCCACUUCUUCUCCUCCUACUUUGCACUGGUGGGCACCGAGGCGACCGCCUGCCUCUUUGUCUUCCUGACGGCCGAGCGCUUCGGGCGCCGCGCCAUCCUCCUGCUCUGCACUGUCCUCACCGGCAUCUGCUCCCUCCUGCUGCUGGCCCUCACCCAGUACUUGCUGGAGUUCAUUGUCCUGACCCUGUCUGUGGUUGGCAUCACCACAUCACACGCCGUCACCAUGCUCAGCAUCUUCUUUGCCAGCGAGGUCCUCCCCACUGUGGUCAGGGGUGCUGGGCUGGGGCUGGUCGUGGGCGCCAGCUUCGUGGGCAAGGCAGCAGCCCCCAUCACCGCCAUUCCCAACAGCCGUGGCUUCUUCCUGCACCACCUUGUCUUUGCCUCCUUCACCAUCCUCAGCAUCCUCAGCAUCAUGCUGCUGCCGGAGAGCCAGGGCCACAGCCUGCCCCAGUCCCUGGAGGACGGCGAGAGGCAGCGCCGGUCCCCCUUCUUCCACCAGCCACCCUGCGAGGACCACAUGCCCCUGCUCACCUCCCCCGGCAGCCAACACGACUACUCCAACCUCACCACCUCCACCACAUUGAUCACGGGCUCCACAGUCACCCCCAGUGAGAUGUAGCCAUGCCCCCCCACCCCAUACUGGAGUCACCCUACUGCUGGGGGGCUGAGCACGGUGCUGGGACCCCCAUCUUUGGGUGCUCACGGGGAUGAUGGGGUGCACCAGGACACGUGCAAUAGGGGGAGCAGCACGCCCACCCCACAGUGGGGCCGGAUCCUGCCCCAGGAGGAGCUGUGCUGGGAGUCCUGGGGCAGGGAUGAUGCCCCCCUGCGGUGCUUGCACCAGGGGCUUGCAGGCUGCUAAUAAAAGUGCCUUGUUCCUAUGGGCAGCUGGUGAGAUCAGGGCCCCUCACAGUGCCCCUGCCACCAG
Molecule: messenger RNA, 2010 nt
Organism: Strigops habroptila (Kakapo)
Lineage: Eukaryota; Metazoa; Chordata; Aves; Psittaciformes; Psittacidae
Gene: SLC22A31
Product: solute carrier family 22 member 31
Exons: 9
Coding region: 1-1701 (566 amino acids)
Biological process (GO): transmembrane transport
Cellular component (GO): membrane
Molecular function (GO): transmembrane transporter activity
Source: RefSeq, a predicted model, not a curated record